This is a messenger RNA of Drosophila ficusphila, 950 nucleotides long. RefSeq lists its product as uncharacterized. The transcript has 2 exons. Gene Ontology annotation, biological process: intracellular signal transduction; cell surface receptor protein tyrosine kinase signaling pathway. Lineage: Eukaryota; Metazoa; Arthropoda; Insecta; Diptera; Drosophilidae. The record is from RefSeq and is a predicted model, not a curated record. The coding region runs from base 208 to 807 and encodes 199 amino acids.
GGUUUGCUUCGGCUUCUGUUCAGUUUCUGUAUCAGUUUCGGGUUCUCAGUUCUGCGAUCUGGUUGUGGCUGUGGUUCAGGCAGUCUAGUCUGGGUGUUUAGUAUUCAGUCUUUGGCGGAGCGCAAAAGAUGUGCGCCGGGCGCGGCGAUCCCACCGAUCCACCGAAUCCAAGGCCGCGGGGAUAAGACGCUUCAUUUGUUCGCCGCCAUGUGCUGUUGGUGUGCACGAGUCUACUGGACGGUUCUGCACAAUCUUCUGGUCCGCCUGCUGGACAACUUGACGGAAAUAAGAUCGCCCCUCUGCUGUAGCUCUUGUUUUGGCUAUCAGCGGCAGUCCGCUGGUGAGGAAGGUGACGUCGCAGCCGUCGAACGGGUUUCCAGCACCGAUGACGCUCCACAUCAGCAGCCCCACCAAGAUUACGUCAUUGUGGAGGAUUCCGAUGCAUUGUAUACGGAGAUUGAAGAGCGGCACGUGGAGAAGGAGCCGUAUUACUUUACGGUGGAUCGUCCCACGGCAGAGCGGAUGCUCCACGGCAGGGAGGACGGCUCCUGCCUGGUUCGACCCUUCAAGGCGGCCGACCAGUGCAUCCGCUACAUAGUGAGCAUCUGGGCGGCCGACCAGUUCUACCACCUGUUCGUGAGACAAGUGGACAGGAGACAGCGCUACGCCAUUGGGCAAAAAAAGCCGCGGGAGCGCUGCUUCGGAUCCCCCUCGGAGAUCGUGGAGUUCUACACGCAGCACCCGCUCCUCUGCACCAACAAAGUGCGGAGCCAGUGCGUCCAACUGCGGCCCAUCAGUUACGCUUAGCUACGGGGUAAUCUUUAUUGCAUAAGAGUGGGCAUAUGUACAAAUGGGUUAGCUUAAGACGCUCCUCAGGUGGCCACCACCGCCUUGAAGGCGCACUGGUUGUUCUGCAUCAGGGCGGGCCACAGGAAGGCUUUUUAUCAGAU